AUGACCCGUCUCUCUUUCCUCGCAGUCUGCCUGAACCUGGCUCUCCUGGUGUCUGCAGCUCCAGUCAAACGCUCAGAUGGCGACGACAUGGCUACUGCCCAGGUAGCUGCUGAUUCUCUACAGUCUGCCGCCAAAAUGAUGCAACAAAUGAGCGAGACCUACGGUGCCAGCACCGACGAGAACGCGGACGUCGGAAACAACAUGCCCGUGCCCAACACGCACGUCACAUUCCCCUCGUCUUCCGGAAAAGCACACGCCGCCAUGCACCCUGCCACGCCCGAGCCCGAAGAAGAAGAGGACCCCGAAGCCGCGGCACCUUCAGCUGCAAGCACCAAGGCGAACGAGGAAGCCGACGCGGCCACGCCGUCUUCUCCCAACGGCAUCCUCAUGCCCUCUGCUGCUGCUGCUGCGAGCGUGCCCUCGGCUUCUGCCUCUGUCAGCGCGGAACGCCUCAACAGCGACAUGAAGAGCAAGCCCGCGGCUGAGCCCAGCGCUGAUGACGAGGCGGCGGCCGCGCCGGCGGCGGCUCCGAGCCACCAGGCCAAGAAUGAUCCGUUGUCUGGCUUGCCGCUUGUGGGUGGAUUGUUGAGCGGUGGUGGGCUUUUGUAAACGUUUUUUUUUUUUUUCUCCGUCCGCUCCUUUUCUUUGCUUUUUGUUUGAGAUGUUUAUUUGGGAUGAGCGCGGUUGCUGUGUGAAUAUCAGGAGGGAUGGUGGUGUUCUCGGGGAUAUGUUGAGGGUUGAGCUAGGUGGUAUGGCGAGUAGUUCAAGUAGUUGUGCACGGUCAUGAGCAUCAGCAUGAGUUAGAUAGUUC
This is a messenger RNA of Aspergillus ochraceoroseus IBT 24754, 811 nucleotides long. RefSeq lists its product as uncharacterized. Bases 1 to 609 code for a protein of 202 amino acids. NCBI's taxonomy places the organism in Eukaryota, Fungi, Ascomycota, Eurotiomycetes, Eurotiales, Aspergillaceae. The record is from RefSeq and is a predicted model, not a curated record. The transcript is spliced from 2 exons.